CGUCACUAGAGUUGCUAGCCAACGCGGCGCUUCUAUCUCUUUCUAAUAUACGUAUUGUCUGGUUGGCAGCAUUGUCUACUGUCAGGUAAUCCAGAAAUGUUUCAUUGAUGUAAACAUAGAAAAACAUCAAGGUGACCUUGAAGAAAUCCAUCUUAAUAAAUUCCUGAAGAAAUUAUUUAUGUAAAACGUGUAAUUAAAACACGUAAACAUCGUAUCCUCGUUAAAUAUGGCUAUACUCCGCCAUCCGUACAAUUAGAUCGAUAUCGAACAGUCAGCUGCUAGUCGACCAUCACCAUCUCCGUUUGUCGAUAAGUUAGGAUUCGUUUAGCGAAUUUUACCGGGUCAUCUUCAUCCUCUCUACCCGCGAAAUCGAUUUUCCACAAGAAGCAACAUGUCUGAUAAAUCGCUGUUGCACGUUUUGUUAUCGCAAUGCCCGUUGAAAUAACUAUUCAGCGAUAAUUCUACCGAUAAAUUAACGAGCACGGCCUACCCCGACGUGUACAGUGAUUGUUUUCAAUGACGUUGCGGCGAUGUGAGCAAUUGUUUUUCGGGCUAAUUCCUGAUUCCAGCUUGCGUUGAGAUUAGGUUUUAGCUAUCGGCGUAAUUAUCAAUAGAAUAAGUAAUUUAGAUUGUGAUAUAAUGCAAGCAACGGCCUUCGUAGAAGAUUGGUUAUGCUACAACACGAUACUUGGCGAGGGAGCAUACGGGGAAGUAAGGCUUCUAAUCCAUAGGACAACACAGGAAAAAAUAGCUUGUAAGAUCAUCAACCACGCUAAAUACAAGAAUGCCUCAUCAAAUAUCAACAGGGAGGUGAUUAUCCAUAAAAUGCUAGACCAUGAGAACAUUAUCAAGUAUUAUGGAAGAAGGCAUGAACCUCUCAAAGAAUAUAUUUUCCUUGAAUAUGCAGCUGGAGGAGAACUAUUUCAACUUAUUGAGCCUGACGUUGGAAUGCCUUCUUGUGAUGCCCAGAAAUAUACAAGGCAGUUGCUCUGUGGCUUGAAAUACCUACAUGAUCUGGGAAUCACUCAUAGAGACAUAAAGCCCGAGAACUUACUGAUAAGCCAGGAUGAUCAACUGAAGAUUAGCGAUUUUGGAAUGGCUACUAUGUUCAGAUUCAAAGGCAGGGAGAGAUUGAUGGAUAAAAAGUGUGGAACAAAACCCUAUCUAGCGCCAGAGGUUUUAAUAGAACCCUAUAAGGCUCAACCAGCAGAUUUGUGGAGCUGUGGUAUCGUCUUAGUAGCUAUGCUGACCGGAGAAUUACCAUGGUCAGAACCAACGGAAUCUAAUGAAGAGUUUAUCAAAUGGAAGAAGCACGUCUACCUGUGUGAAACUCCGUGGUCGAAACUCGGCAACACAGCACUCAGUCUAGUCAAACAGAUGCUCAAUAUAGACCCUAAGAAAAGGCUUACUUUGGAUCAGGUUCUGAAGCAUCCUUGGAUGCGUUUAGUUUUCGAGUAUGAUGACGGCGCGGACUCCGAAGCAACUAUUACCGAUUCGGAGCGAGAGAAUCAACCUCCUUGCAAGAAGCAGAGAUGGAAUUCGAUGGGGAUGGCGGAACAAGAGACGAGAUACGCGAACAGAGAAAACCCGCCGCAAGUGGCCUUGUCGCAGCCUACGCCAACUGUUGUUGAUGGUCAAAAUAAUGGCGGCGCCGUUAAGCAUAGGGAGGGACAAGCGUCCAUCAUGCAUACUCUGGCUGAGGUUCGCAAACGGUUCUCGUUCUCUCAGCCCACGCACAACGAAGACCUGAUGUUAGCUUUGACGCAGAGCCCGGUCACGAAAGACAACUUCCAUCACUUGGUGCGCCGUAUGACGCGGUUCUACGCUAAGUGCAGCGCCCAGGAAGCGCUUAAACACCUUGCCAGAGCUUUGGAUCAUUUGCAUUUAACGUGGAAUACGGAUGCUAGCGGAGUGAUAAACGUAUCGACAGUGGACGCUUACAAGAACCAGCUAACCUUCAAAGCAAAUCUGCUGGAAAUGGACGGAAAAAUACUUCUGGACUUCCGUCUGUCCAAGGGUUGUGGUUUGGAGUUCAAGAAGCGUUUCCUGAAGAUUAAACACUGCCUCGAAGACAUUAUUUAAGAUAAUUUAUUGUUCUGCAGGUUUGUUACUUACUAUUUUCAAGUUUGUAUGUUGUUACCUAUACUUAAAGUGAUAUAGUAGUUUUUUAAUUUGAAAAAAUGAUAUAUUAUGAAGUUGUUUUAUAUUUGUUGGUCACUGCUAUGAAAAAGUGCCAGUAUUAGUUUUUUAGAUUCACUUCCAGUAUUGUGUCAUGACGAUGUUCACUAAGCUUAAAUGAAUAAAGCUAUUUUUGUAGUUAUAUUUUAUUUAUAGAAAA
Molecule: messenger RNA, 2338 nt
Organism: Acanthoscelides obtectus
Lineage: Eukaryota; Metazoa; Arthropoda; Insecta; Coleoptera; Chrysomelidae
Source: the annotation of a GenBank genome assembly